AUGUGGCGGACGCUGGGUCCCGUAUGGGAGGAGGACGAAGAUGUUGCUGAGACGGAACCAAUCACACAGAUGACAGAGACUGGAGGGAUUGGACAAACGAACGAGACACAUGCGAUGGACGGCGGGCUAUGCAACGACGAACCGUCUGGGGAUGCCGACGCAGACGGGGUCCAUGGCCAGCAUAUCAGUAUCGAGAUGUGGCAGCGGGAGGUGGAGUGCUACCAGGCACACGAACGGGAGCACGAGAUGGAGCGUGAACACCUCUCGUCGAGCCCCAGCUGUUUUAUCUAA
Sporothrix brasiliensis 5110 is the source of this 291-nucleotide messenger RNA. RefSeq lists its product as uncharacterized. Lineage: Eukaryota; Fungi; Ascomycota; Sordariomycetes; Ophiostomatales; Ophiostomataceae. The transcript has a single exon. The coding region runs from base 1 to 291 and encodes 96 amino acids. The record is from RefSeq and is a predicted model, not a curated record.